Messenger RNA from Neoarthrinium moseri, 7251 nucleotides. RefSeq lists its product as uncharacterized. NCBI's taxonomy places the organism in Eukaryota, Fungi, Ascomycota, Sordariomycetes, Amphisphaeriales, Apiosporaceae. The coding region runs from base 1 to 7251 and encodes 2416 amino acids. The record is from RefSeq and is a predicted model, not a curated record. Gene Ontology annotation, cellular component: myosin complex. Gene Ontology annotation, molecular function: ATP binding; cytoskeletal motor activity; actin filament binding. The transcript has 3 exons.
AUGUCGCAGAGGCGCAAUCCCUUCUCCCGCGCUGGCUCGCCCUCCACCGGCCCCGGCGCCCCGGCCAUCGCGAGCCGCCCCAAGUCCGCAAACUUCUCGGCCGCCUCGCCCCUGUCCAGCGUCGCGAAGCCGCCUACACACCAGCGCAACAGCUCCUCCGUGGCAUCCAUUGCCGCCAGCUUCGCUCCCGCUUCGAGCACUGGCUCCCGCCAUCACCGCAGCGACUCCAAGAGCAGCCCCCUGAACUCGUCCACCACAUUUGCUCCCUCCUUCAUCAAGACCGACGACCUGCGCCGGAGUAUAGACGUCGUCAAGGGCAUAGAAGGCGAGAAUGACUUCUCCGGCAAGAGAUACGUCUGGCUCAGAGACCCCCACGCCGCCUUCGUGAAGGGAUGGGUCGUCGAGGAGCUCCCCGGCGGCAGCAUCCUGGUCCAGUGUGACGAUGGAAGCCAACGUGAGGUCGACGCCGAGAGCGUAGACAAGGUCAAUCCUGCCAAGUUCGACAAGGCCAACGACAUGGCCGAGUUGACCCACCUCAACGAGGCCUCGGUCGUACACAAUCUCCAUAUGCGAUACCAGGCCGACCUGAUCUACACCUACUCGGGUCUCUUCCUGGUCACCGUCAACCCCUAUUGUCCGCUGCCGAUAUACAGCAAUGAGUACGUUAACAUGUACAAGGGCCGCAAUCGCGAGGACACAAAGCCCCACAUCUUUGCCAUGGCCGACGAGGCUUUCCGAAAUUUGGUCGACGAGGGAGAAAACCAGAGUAUUUUGGUCACCGGCGAAUCCGGUGCUGGAAAAACCGAAAACACCAAAAAGGUCAUUCAGUACCUCGCCGCCGUUGCGCGCUCCGAGUCGCCCGUCAAGGGCCGCGGCCAGCACUCGAAUCUUUCCCAGCAGAUCCUCCGAGCCAAUCCUAUCCUAGAAGCUUUCGGCAACGCCCAGACCGUGCGGAAUAACAACUCCUCUCGGUUUGGCAAGUUCAUCAGGAUCGAGUUCACGCGCACGGGCGCUAUUGCGGGUGCCUUCAUCGACUGGUAUCUGCUCGAAAAGUCAAGGGUCGUGCACAUCAAUUCUCAAGAGCGCAACUACCACAUCUUCUAUCAGCUCCUGACUGGUGCAGAUCGCGGCAUGAGGCAAGACUAUCUCCUGGGCAAUAUGGAGGUGGAGGACUUCGCAUAUACCCGGGAUGGCCACCACACGAUUACUGGCGUGUCCGACAUGGAUGAAUGGAACUCGCUAUUGGAGGCGUUCCAUGUCAUGGGCUUCUCUGACAAGGAGCAGAAUGCCAUUCUUCGGACGGUCGCCGCGGUGCUUCACCUCGGCAAUAUCUCUGUCGUCAAGGAGAGCCGGAUGGCGGACCAGGCGCGACUGUCACCCGACGCCAAGGAUGUAGCUGCCAAAGUGUGUGAACUGUUGGGCAUACAACUGGAGCCUUUCUUGCAAGGCCUGCUGCAUCCCAAGGUCAAGGCUGGCCGCGAAUGGGUCACCAAGGAGCAGACGCCAGACCAGGUACGGCUCGGAAUCGACGCUCUUGCCAAGGGUAUCUAUGAACGCGGCUUUGGAAACCUGGUUACCAUGAUCAAUCGCCAGCUGGAUCGGAACGGCAUGGGCAUGGACGACUCCAAUUUCAUCGGCGUUCUGGAUAUCGCUGGUUUUGAGAUCUUCGAGGAGAACAGCUUCGAGCAGCUGUGCAUCAACUACACCAACGAGAAGCUGCAGCAGUUCUUCAACCACCACAUGUUUGUCCUGGAGCAGGAGGAAUAUGCCCGAGAGCAGAUCGAGUGGCAAUUUAUCGACUUCGGUCGCGAUUUGCAGCCGACUAUCGAUCUCAUCGAGCUGCCAAAUCCCAUCGGUAUCUUCUCGUGCCUUGAUGAAGACAGUGUCAUGCCGAAAGCUACCGAUAAAUCAUUCACCGAGAAACUAAACUCUCUCUGGGAUAAGAAGUCCAACAAGUACCGCCCGUCAAGACCAGGCCCUAAGCACGGCUUUAUCUUGACGCAUUACGCCGCCGACGUAGAAUAUUCAACUCAAGGUUGGCUAGAGAAGAACAAGGACCCACUGAACGACAACAUCACCCGUCUCCUGGCUUCCUCCACAGACAAGCACGUCGCUGGUCUGUUUGCAGAUUGCGCCGAUCCUGACGAUGAUAAUGGCGGCGCUCGUAGCAGAGUCAAGAAGGGGCUUUUCCGAACUGUCGCCCAGCGCCACAAGGAACAGCUCUCCAGCUUGAUGGCCCAGCUGCACUCCACGCAUCCUCACUUUGUCCGAUGCAUAUUGCCCAAUCACAAGAAGCGUCCUAAGCAAUUCAACGCACUUCUCGUACUGGACCAGCUGCGGUGUAAUGGUGUACUUGAAGGUAUCCGUAUUGCGCGAACGGGCUUCCCAAACAGACUGCCCUUCUCGGAAUUCCGCCAGCGAUACGAGGUCUUGUGCCGCGAUAUGCCCAAGGGCUACGUCGAAGGCCAGGCUGCCGCCGCGAUUAUUCUAGACAAAUUGGGCUUGGACAAGUCUCUGUACCGUGUCGGUAUCACGAAAGUGUUCUUCCGCGCUGGCGUUCUAGCCGAAUUGGAAGAGCAGCGUGACGCCUUGAUUGCCGAGAUCAUGUCUCGGUUUCAGUCUGUCGCUCGUGGUUACAUCCAGAGACGCAUUGCAUUCAAAAGGUUGUAUCGUGCAGAAGCAACUCGUGUCAUUCAGCGGAACUUCAAUGUUUACCUCGACCUAUGCGACAAUCCUUGGUGGCAACUCCUUAUUAAGAUGAAGCCGUUGUUGGGUGCCACUCGUACGGCCACUGAAGUGAAACGCCGCGAUGAGAAGAUACGGCAAUUGAAUGACCAGAUGCGGUUGGAAAACGAGAACCGCCAGCGACUUGAGGAAGAGCGCCGUAACACCCAUGCCGACCUCAUGCGGAUACAGCAGACUCUUGAGAGUGAAAGAGCCUUGGCCUUGGACAAGGAGGAGAUCUUCAAGAGGCUGCAGCAGCGAGAAGCCGAGCUUGAGGAGAAACUGGCUGGGGCCAUCGAGGACCAGGAAAGGCUUGAAGAUCAACUAGACGACCUGCUUGACGCCAAGAAACGUGCUGAAGGGGAGGUUGAUAAGCACCGAGCCCAACUAGAGCAAGCUGCAGCCUUGAUUGGCCGACUCGAAGAAGAAAAGAAAGAGUUGGACUUGCGGGCCUCUGAUCUCGAAGCAGAGCUCCACGAGAUUUCUCAAAAACAAGCCGACCGUAGUGCUCAGGAAGCAGCACUCUCAGAAGAUGUGCGGAUGCUACAGAGUCAGCUGUCACUCAAGGAUCGAAAAGUACGAGAUCUUGAGGGCAAGCUGUUGAAGGUCGAUCAAGAUGCCGAUAUCAAACUAGCCGCGGCGCAAAAGGAACUGCAAACCCUAAGAUCCCGUGAGCAGAAUCUGAGUCGUGAGAACCGCGAGGUUCAGCAGCAGCUAUCGCAAUUAUCCAAGACUUCUACGGACUACGAGGACCUGGUACGAAAGAAGGAAAGCGAGCUCAUCGUUCUUCGUGGAGACAAUAAGAAGUUCCAAAUGGAGCAGCGGAGCUUUGAUGAUCAAAAGAAGGCUCUGCUCGCUGAGAAAGAGAAGGUCUCGGGGCGUCUGCGCGACGUUCAGGCGGAGAUGGUUGCUAUGAAAUCCCAGCAGUCGCAACUUCAGCGGGAAGCUGAGGAUGCAAAGCAACUGCUGGAGGCAAGACUUUCCGAAGAUGCUCAAGCCAGCCAAAACCGCCAAUUGCUUGAGUCGCAAAUCAAAGACCUGAAAGAUCAGCUCUUCAAGGUUCAGUCCGAUCUGAGUCGGGAGCGUCAGUCUCGAGACGACGUUGCGCUGAUUGCCGAGCACAAGUUCCAAGCCCUGCAGGACGAGCAUGAAGAGCUUAAGGAGCUUAAAAUCACCAUCGAAAAGGAGCUCUAUCUGCAGCAAGACACUUUGCGACGAACCAAGGAGGCUCGGGCAACGGCAGAGAAGGAACGAGACGAGGCACGCGAGGAGAUCCGUAGGCUUCGAGUGGCAAAGACACAAGCUGAAGAAGCUCGUCUACAAGCCGAACAAGCCGGCGAACGCAAUGCCACACGGGUAGCCCGUGAACGUGAGGCUAGUCUCGAGAGAGACUUGGAUGCUACGCAGGAGCGGCUGAGGUGGUUCGAAUCUGAAUGUGAAAAGCUGAACCGCCAGGUCGAGGAUCUCAACAAGUUCAUGAUCGAAUCAGGCGAGUUUGGUCUCAAGAACGACCAAGCCAAAGAGCGUCUCGAACGCGAGCUUGUGACAGUCAAGGGUCGGUUGACCGCUUCCGAGAACGACAACCGCGCUCUGCUCAACAAACUCCAACAAAAGGGCCUCGAGAUCGCCCGAUCUAGCUCGAGGGUGAGCGAGGCCUCCAGAGGCCAAGUCGUCAGCCUCCAACGUGAGAAGGCACGACUUGAGGAGACGAACACGAAGCUCAACAAACAACUCGGAGAGUCCCAGUUGAAUGUUGCCAGCUUGGAGAAGAGGUUGGAGAAGAUGCAACUUAGCAUCGAGGACCUCAACCAUGAAGUUGCUCGUGAAGUCCAAUCAAACAGGAAUGCUGAGAAGCUUUCUUCUCAAUCCACAGCCCAGCUUGCGGAAGCCAACCGAACUCUCGAGUCGGAGCGUCAAGCGCGAACACAAGCCCAGGCGACCGCCCGCACAUUACAGGCUACUCUCGACUCGCGCGGGAAGGAGCUGGACGACCUCCGAGCACAGUUGCUUCGGGUACUGAAGGCUGUGGACCCUGAGGUGCCCGUGACAAUCCAACCUAACGAGAGCCAUGAGAAGAUGAUGAGCAAGAACUUUGAGAUGAUCAGAAAGAUCGAGGAACUACAGCAGAACCUUCGCGUGCAGACUGCAGGGCGCACUAAUGCUGAGGCCCAGCUGGCCGAACUCCGCGCCUCCAGGGUCGAUUCACCUAUGCGACCACGACUAGAAGAGAUGAACCCUAACGAGGCCCCUUUCACCGGCUCACCUACACAGAGGCGAAGCAAGCUCAACGGGCGGUACAACUCGAACUCAACUACCCCGACGCGUCGUUUUGGGAAUGAGAAUGAGACUGUCCAGGACUCCGGUAAAUCCGACAAGACUGCAGACAUGCUCAGUUUCAACAACCGCCAGGAUCUGAAAACUGAGGUUGAGGAACUCCAGAACCAGCUACAGCUGGCACAGAUGCAGAAUCGCCAUCUCCAGAGCCAAGUUGAGAGGUCCACGCCCACGCGAGAGAUCACACCCUUUGACGAGAGCCCCUCGAUGCGCAGGAUGCAAAAGUUGGAAAAGGCCAACAACCGCCUGCAUGAUAUGCUGGAUGAUUCGUCCAAGAAGGUCUCGUACUUGGAAAAGUCCAUGCGAGCUGGCGAGCUUUCACUGCGCGACAUCCAGACAAAGUCGCAUGAAGAGAUUCUCGAGCUCCUCAACAGCCAAGAAGAGUCGCGAAGGUCGCUGCUGCAUAGUCAUAAUGAUGCUGUCGCUGAAUUGACCGAUGUCAAGGAAUACUUCGAGAAGAUGCGACGCGACCGUGCAAGCCUGGAGGUUGAGUUGCGUGAUGCAAAGUCCGACCUACAGGAGAUGACCGUUGCGAGAGAGCAGGAAGCUGGAAGUCGAAACCAGCUACUGCAAGAGUUCGCCGAUCUCCAGAUCCGACUGGAUGCCGAAACUUCCAAGCUUGUCGACGUCUCUUCAAGCCUUGACCUCUACAAAACUCGAGCCGAUGAGUACUUCAGCAAACUGGAGCAAGCUGAAAUCUCUGUGCUCAAGGCAACCCGAGCUGAACAGUUCGCCAAGUCUCAGGCUGCGGAAGCCGAGGAACAGUUGGCCGAGAUCAUGGCUCAUCGUAAGAGUGCCGAUGGCGAUCUAGAGGAUCUCCAACGACAAAAUCAGCGAUUGGAAGAGAAGCUCGAGGAUCUUUCCACUGACUUGGAAGCGGCGACGCAAGCCAAGAAGCGCCUGCACAAUGAGCUCGAGGACUACAGAAACCAGAGAGCUAUUGACAUCGAAGACAAGGAGUCGAGCAUGGAGCAAACGCGCAAGAAGUACCAGGCCGAGUUUGCCACUCUUACCAAGGAGCUUGACCUUGCUCGGGAAGAGAAGCUGUACAAGCAAUCUGAGAUCACCCGUUUGCGGGAAGAGCUCGACGACUUGCGCUCCAAGUGGGAUGACGAGGUGCUCAACAGCUCUACGUGGUCAAAGGAGAAGGCUCGCCUUGAAAGUACCCUAUCUGACGUCGUCGCCUCUCGCGACGACGCCGUCAAUGCCCACAACGAGGCACAGACCAAGGUCGUAUCACUGUUGUCGCAGGUCCGAUCACUCCGCACCUCUGUCGACGACAUCACCGCUGAGCGGGACGCCUUGAUUCGCGAGAAGCGCAGUAUCGAAGCAAGGCUUCAAGAAGCCAAGGCUGGUCUUGAUGACUUGGCCAAGAGCGAGAGCCCAGCCUUGCGAAACGCCGCAAGCACCGACAAGCAGAUUCUGGAGCUCAAGUCUGGUCUUGCCCAACAAGAAGAUAUUGCUGCGGCUGCAGUUGAGAAGAUGAGACGGUCUGAGUCACUGGCAAACGAACUCCAGAAGGAGAUGGUUGUCGAGCGCGAGAUAGGUGCCGAGCUUUCUAAGCAAAAAGCUGCUCUUGAGAAGAGCCUGAACGAACUCCAAGUGCGUCUGGUCGAUCUCGAGACGAAGGGCUAUUCUAGCGCCAGCCAGGACGUCAAGUUCCUGCACAAACGAGUCCAGGAGCUCGAAUCACAACUGGAAGCACAAGAGACGGAGCGAUCCAAGUCGCAGCGUAGUGUCCGCAAUGUUGACCGCACCGUCAAAGACCUGCAGAGCCAGAUCGAUCGCAAAGACAAGCAGGCUGCUCAGCUUACCGAAGACGCCAACCGCCAGCGUGACAAGGUCGAGAAGCUCCUGAAGACGAUCGAAGAGCUGCAGUCCUCGGAGGGCACCAACCAGCUCUCAGCAAGGCGAGCCGAGCGCGAGCUUGCCCAGGAGAAGGAGAAGACCGCCAGACUCGAACGCGAGCUCGAGGGCUGGAAGCACUUGCGGAUGGAGAAGGGGAGCGUGACCGGUACUCUGCGGUUCGGCACCCCAGGCCUCGACGGAGGAAGCGUGCGAAGGUCUAGUGGGUGGCGAGCUAUCGCGGAUGGGGCGGACGAGACCAGCAGCCUCAGCGGCACCGGGAUCGAGGUGCCGAAGCGCAAGAGCAGUCUUGGACGGGCGCCCAGCCUGACCAAGGGGUUCUUGUGA